Messenger RNA from Macaca mulatta (Rhesus monkey), 3879 nucleotides. Lineage: Eukaryota; Metazoa; Chordata; Mammalia; Primates; Cercopithecidae. The record is from RefSeq and is a predicted model, not a curated record.
GGACUUGUGGAUUUGAUGCUGCCUGAAGAGUAGGAAGACAUGACCUCAUGCAGGCUACAGCCCUGAUAAUGUGUGACUGAAGCUUCCCUAACAAUGCCAUAUCAAGAAUUUCCAAGGUAUUGUCACAGGAUCACCUAACUUUCCAAGACCUGAAGAUCUCGUGACCUUGCAUGUGGAGUCCCCAACAUGUCCCCCUUCCUCAUAAUGUUCAUUAAUGGUUGUUGUUUAUUUUGUUACUGUGCCAUGUAGUAUGCAAAGUGCCCUAGCUCCUCUAGAGACGCCCUGCCCCAAACCUGGACUUGCCCUCAGAAACCAAGCAAGUUCGUGGUACAUGCCUUCUUGGGCCGGGCAGCCAUAUUUCCCAGCAUUCUUGCAGAGCCCGAGCUCCUCGUAAGUUCAAAUCCCACCUCAUAAUGCUGGAUGUCUGCGUCAGGCUGCAUGAAGUAAGGUCGCCUGGUGAGGGCUCCCUGCAGGGUCAGGCAUUUCUUCCAUCACCUGGGGCUCCUCGUCCAACACCAGGGGUGCCAGUACCCUGCUCAGGGAUGCGGUCCUCUGUGGUCUGGAAGAGGUGGGGCUGGACUCUGUCGCCAUCACCCUUGUGACUGGCAGUCUGCGACUCGCCCAUGGGGUUAUCUGCAUCCAAGGCUGCCCUCAGGGCAACCAACGAUGAGCCCACGGAGCCUGAGCCGAAACAACUGGCUGAUCUAAUACAGUACAUCAAUGAAACUAACAUGAGUGUUGAACAUCUGGCUAAUAUUCUUUCUGAAAAAACUAGGAGCAGUAGCUGGGUGGUGGUGUUCAAAGCCCUGGUUACUGUACACCACCUCAUGGUGCAUGGAAAUGAGCGUUUCAUUAAACAUGUUUCAUGUCGGAACUCUUUGUUCACUUUACACAAUUUCCUGGAUAAAAGUGUCAUAGAAGGCUAUACUAUGUCAACCUUCAUCAGACGAUACAGCAGGUACUUGAAUGAAAAGUCACUUGCAUAUAGAAUGAUCUCAUCUGACAUCACAAAAACCAAGAGAGGGACAGAUGGUGUGAUAAGAACUAUGAAUACUGAAGAACUGCUAAACACACUUCCAGUUAUUCAAACCCAGUUUAAUGCUCUUCUUAGUUUUAACGCAAAUCCUGAUGAACUCACUAAUGGUAUAAUACAUGCUGCUUUUAUGCUCCUCUUUAAAGAUUCUCUUCGUCUCUUUGCAGCUUAUAAUGAAGGGAUCCUUAAUCUGCUAGACAAAUAUUUUGACAUGAGGAAGAACCAAUGCAGGGAAAGUUUGGAUAUUUACAUCAAGUUCCUUGGAGGAACAACCAAAUUGACACAGUUUCUGAAAGUUGCAGAGCAAGUUGGAAUUGACCAGAGCAACAUUCCAUGUAUUACUCAGGUACCCCACGGUUUACUUGAAGUACUAAAACAACAUUUAGCUUCUUUGGAAGAGAAAAAUGACACUUUACCUCCUUACUGAUUAUUUUGACUACAUGAUACAUUACAACCAUCAUUAUCUUCGCAAGCCCACGAACCUGUUGGAACCAGACAGCAAGGUGGAACGAUUAUAGCAAACAACCUAAAUGGCUCACCUGCUAGCCUUGUAGGAAAUUUUAACUUUGAAGAAAUCCCAGUCAACAGGUUCCAACUCCAUUGGGAGCUUCUUCUCUAAUGGCACCUCAACCCAUUGUUCAUACCCAGCAAGGCCUAAGGACCAGUAGUCCUUCCACUCCAUCCCCAGAACAUCAGGAAACCUUGUGACUGGGAAUUUACCAUGGCUUAUACUGAAGGUCUUCGUGUAGCCUGAGGAGUCCGGCCCAAAGAAGAUUCAGGAACAUGAAAGCAGAGUUCAAACCUUUUUACAUCCAUGCUUUUUAUUGGGUUUGGUGGGAAAGGAAGAGCUUGGGUGGACAUAGGGGCAGAGGUAUUUGGAGGGGUGUAAUUACUCACCUUGGGGCCCAAGAUCAGGUUUUCUAAAUUGAGAACUGCAUAGUUACGGAAGGAACCCGGAGGACCCAGUGGGAUUUAGUGACAACCAUGGGAUGCAGAAUUAAUACUAGUGCCCUGAUGACUCACCAGAGGUCGUAGUCAAAAUGUAUUAGCACUAGAAGUGAGUCUGGAGAUCCUCUAGUCCAAAGCUCACAUUUCACAUGUGAGGACACUGAGCUAGAUAGGUGAAGACACUUGUCUAAUGAGGCACAGCCUGUUAAUGACAGGGUUAAACUAGAACCCAGGUUCUAGGGCCUAUUACGCAGUGGCAAGCCUAGGAAUGGAUUCUGGAAAUAAAGCAGGGUAAUGUCUGGGAGUCCCCAGGGCCAUCAUUCUGGCUGAUGAGGUGGUGGGGUCAGGUUGCAGAAGGGUUAGUUGCCUGGAACAAAGGACCUCUCCACAUCACCUUGGAUAAAUAACGUCAGUCCCAGGAAAAAGGAAAUCACAUUGCCACAUUUUACCUUGUCUAGGAAAAUCCUACCUUGUCCUCUCUUGUAUAAACAGAACAAAAACACGGAAGAUACAAUAACAAUACACAGUGAGAACACCACCAGCACAUUCAGCAACCCAGGGUAGUGAGUAUGGAGGCCCAUUGGCAUGUCUGGAAAUAGAAGAAACAUGUAUUCUGACUUACUAGGAAAUAGCCCCAAGAGGCUGGGACAGCUUAGCAUGCAGGAGCACUAUCACAAUUGAGAGCCCUCCAGGGGAGUUCCAAAGCACCUAGGGGAAACUGCACUUUCUGCUCUCAGAAGUCAGGAUUAGAAACUGAAUCAGAAGGUCGAGCAGAGGCUGUCUCAGAACAUCCUGAAAUGCUUGGCAUCUCUCUGAAGGCCUUGGGCUCUUUCCCAGUGGGCUUCCUGAGAGGAAAUGACCCCAGUGACCAGGCUCAGGAAAAAGGAGACACAUUCCCCCAGCCUCAGGAUUUGCAGCUCUUCGGAGUAAUUUCAGAGGCUUGUGGAGAUUGGGACAGAACCUGUUACCUGCACAGAGCAAACAUGGAGUGAGAGUUGUGGGUUCCCAGCUGUACAAAUUUAAGUCAGCUCUUGGUCCUCUGAGUUAUGGAAGUUGCUAAGGAUAUCACCCUCUUCUUCCAGGGAACUCCGAUUGCAUAUCACAUCAUUUUCUUCCUUCUCUGCAGAGCACAUUAGUGUGACAUUUGCAGGUACUAUUCGCUGAAGUCAUUAAACUCUGGCUUCCCAAAAUAUGAGCCAGUGGUGCACUAGAGCUGGCUUGUAUCAGCUUGUGAGAACCAAUUGUUAAAUUUCUAGAAAUUCUGCAAGAUGGUUGUUAAACACAGUCAUCAUUCAAAAUUAAAUUAUAAAAAUUUACAAUUAAAUUAUUUUAAAAGCAAAGGUAAUAAAUAUUCAAAAUUUAUCACCUUCUAAUUAUUUUUUGACAUUUGAAUGUUACCUGUGCUCUUGAGGUUAUUUACGUCGAUUUUAUCUGUAUGCUACUGGGCAUGUCUUCCCAACUCGACAUGGAUUGAAAUCAGCCAUUGCGAGAGUAUCUACGCAACAGAAAUUGGUAGAUGCUACAAACUACGGCUUGAUCUAUGUUUGUAACUCUAGACUUGAAAGCAAUGGAGAAAAUGUUACUAAUGCAGAUUCAGCUUAAAAGUGAGUUGUGUCUGUAGCCAUUAUUGUGAAUAGCACCAAAAAAUGAGGCAAUAUUUUUCUGGUAUUUGAAAACCAUUAUCCAAUUCAGCAAGUAAGUCACUCACAUUGUUGACGAAUGAUCCAAGUACCAAUAUAAAAAUAAUUGUUGAAUUACUUUUUUUAUUACUUAACAUAAAUGAAUAUAUCAACCAACAUUUAUGUCAGAACUACACUAGUUCAUCAAUUGCAACUAUAGGUUGUCUAGGGAGAUAUGUAUUUGGCAAAAAUCAAAAGCAUCCUGCCAGAAUUGGUUAU